UCGCCAUAGCUUGUCACAAAGCUGAGCACGCCCGCGCGCACGCAGAGAGAGAGAGAGAGAGAGAGAGAGAGAGAGAGGAGAGAAGAGAGAGAGAGAGAUGCCAAUGGAGCGGUCAGUGUCGUGCGCGGAGAGGGGCACCACGUACGGGGGAGCAGCGGGAGCCGACCUCCGGAGCUACAGCGCCUCCUACGCGCGGCCGCCGUCGUCCAAGGUGAAGCGCGCCAGGAGCGUCAGCUCCUGGUCGCGCCCGGCGCCGCCCGUGCAGCGGAGCGGGAGCACCAGGAGCGUCUCCGCCGCGAACCGCCCCACCCCAGGCCUGAAUCUGCGGAGCUACAGCGCCUCCUACGCGGCAUCCUACAGCCCCUCCGAGGACGGCGCCGCCGGGGCUGGCCAGUUGAAGCGCUCCGGCAGCAUCACGAACUGGUCCUCCGCCAACCGCCGCUCCGUCAACCUCAGGGGGUACACCCCCUCCUUCGCCGCGCUGGACGACACCGCGGCCGCUCCCGCCGCGGUCCCGGCCAGGAAGGCGGCGGCCGGCGGCGGGCCGGACGACGCCGAGCUGCAGCGGAAGAAGCGGCUGGUGGUGUACAAGGUGUACGACGUGGAGGGGAAGGUACGGGACUCGGUGCGGCGCGGCGUCGGCUGGAUCAAGGGCAAGUGCUCCCGCGUCGUGUACGCCUUCUGGUGAUCCGUCUCGCCGCGCGCGCCGUGCGUCCUCUCUGCUCCAUCCAUCAGAGCACUACGUAGUAUGAGUUGAGCUGUUCAUUUCUUGGUGCAUGUUGUUAUCAGUCAUCAAUCAUCACUUGCUCUCUCUCUCUCUCGUCUUGAUCUUCUUGUUCUUGGAGUUAGGAUUAUACUUUUAGGAGAUUUGGUGGCAUGUAGCAUGAGCAGUGCUUCUCUUGGUACUUUGUGAGGCUAGGGGUGGGUCAGUAGGUGGUGGCUGGGUUGUUGGGGUGACAAAAUCCAGGAGAAGCAUUCAGUCUUGUACAUACGAUCUUUCCAGUGUACCUACUUACCAGUACUCUAUCUGGUUAUGUAAUUUAGGUGCUACAUGUACAGAAUAAAAUUUUGUCGAUGUGGGAUGUGUGUAUAUAUAGAGUAAGUACUGCAGAUUAGUUA
This is a messenger RNA of Phragmites australis (common reed), 1119 nucleotides long. RefSeq lists its product as uncharacterized. The coding region runs from base 98 to 688 and encodes 196 amino acids. The record is from RefSeq and is a predicted model, not a curated record. The transcript has a single exon. Lineage: Eukaryota; Viridiplantae; Streptophyta; Magnoliopsida; Poales; Poaceae.